Brassica oleracea var. oleracea is the source of this 363-nucleotide messenger RNA. RefSeq names its product SKP1-like protein 11. Gene Ontology annotation, molecular function: cullin family protein binding. Gene Ontology annotation, biological process: SCF-dependent proteasomal ubiquitin-dependent protein catabolic process. Lineage: Eukaryota; Viridiplantae; Streptophyta; Magnoliopsida; Brassicales; Brassicaceae. Bases 1 to 363 code for a protein of 120 amino acids. The record is from RefSeq and is a predicted model, not a curated record. Gene Ontology annotation, cellular component: cytoplasm; nucleus. The transcript has a single exon.
AUGGCGAAGAAAGAGACUGUACGUUUGAGAAGCUCUAGAGGCAAAAUAUACGAGAUUGAUGAAGUGGUCGCAUCCCAAUCCAAGUUGAUAGCGAAUUAUUGUGAAGGAGGCGAUAUUCUGAUUGAAGACGUCGAAGACGAGAUUCUAGAUUUAGUGAUCGAUUACUGGAAGAACCAUGCCCGCGCUUCCUCCGAAAUGGAUUUGAAGAGGUUGGACGACCGCUUCUUACAUUAUAACCGGACAGACCUUUACCCUGUCCUUAUGGCUGCAGAUUACCUUAUCAUCAACAGUUUGCUUGAUCUCUGCUUCCAAACCAUCGCAGAUUCAAUCACGGCCUGCCAAUCACCGAGACAGAUUCGCUAG